Messenger RNA from Saccostrea cuccullata (small rock oyster), 2296 nucleotides. RefSeq names its product sentrin-specific protease 1-like. Gene Ontology annotation, cellular component: nucleus. NCBI's taxonomy places the organism in Eukaryota, Metazoa, Mollusca, Bivalvia, Ostreida, Ostreidae. The transcript has 17 exons. Gene Ontology annotation, molecular function: deSUMOylase activity. The record is from RefSeq and is a predicted model, not a curated record. Bases 1 to 2097 code for a protein of 698 amino acids. Gene Ontology annotation, biological process: protein desumoylation; proteolysis.
AUGAAGAACUCAAGAAGGGUGGAGCCAGAUGAAGAUGAUGAUGUCAUUGUGACCUCGGUGAAGAGAGCGCGGAAAUUUGGACCCCAGACAUCAACUCUCAAUUAUCUGAACACAUUAAUUGUCAAUCCCUAUCAGAAGAUGGCAGACUGGUUUUCAAGGAAGAAGGCUUGGUCAGAGCAUUAUUUCUUUAAGAAGGCUCCCAAUGGGGAGAAGCCCAAUGGGGAGUCAAGAACGGGGGCACUUGGGGGUCAACUGGGUCAAGGUCAACCAGUGGACAGGUUCAAGGCACCAGGGGAUGGAGUGAAGAAGUCAGGUUUCCAGGCAACCAAUGGGAAUGAUCAGCCACUUCGUAAAACCCUUGUCAGGGCAUCAGAAGGAACUCAAACACAGUCUGACAACAGAUCAGGUAGAAAAUCAACAUUUCACCCUGCCCCCACCAUCCAGAAGACUUCUGUCACCGCCCCCUCAUCAUCUCAGUCAACACAGACCACUACCUCAGUCCAGACAGACCACUCAGAUAUUUGGCACAGGAUAAGAGAUUUAGACACUGUACAACCAAAACGCCAUGAAGACAGAUCACUGUUCACCCGUCCACCUCGACAGAAAUUUACAGCUUUAGAGUGCGUAAGACUGGAUGAGAAGAAGAAGUACCAGCAGCUGUUACAGCAGUUUACCAAACUCCCCCUGGAGAAGUCCUCAUACUCCCCCGACGGACUGAAUGCCGCGUCACAUCUGAUGCAUUAUGGCUCCAGGACUGAAGGCAGUAUAUCGGGCAGCAACUCCUCUAUAGAACUAUUCUCCAUCACACGACAGCCAGAGGUACACAGACAGAAAAUUGUUCCCACACAGAAGACACGUAUCCCUACGCCGCCCCGAAGUACAGAUUACGAGCACCAGAGAUCUCCCCGCCCGCCUGUCUCUGUAUCUCCACGGCGAUCGCUGGCGGCAGAGCAGCGGGAUUUAUCGCAGUCUGGUAGCGAUGACGUCAUUUGUCUGGAAGACGAGGAGGAGGAGGUUAUUUGUAUAGCAGAUGAUGAACCUAGAGUUGCCUCCCCUAUCGUCAUCUCUCCUAUCGUCAAUGGCAGUGCUCCCCAAAGUUCAAGGUCAAGUUUAGAACUCUCAAGGAGUCCUAUUAACAGACAAAGGCAGCAACAGUGGAGGCGGCCCAGCAGUCCAGAUUUCCAGUCCAGUAAAUAUCUGUCAGAGGAGUGGAUCGUAGAUCUGGAGCGGCAGUAUUCGCGUGCAAACCGAGAAGCUCAUAGGAAGAUAGAAGAGGCGGAAAUCAAAAAGAAAUUUUACGAAGAAAAGCAUUUAAAGAAGGAUCGUUUACUGGAGAAUGAGGUCAGACAAAGACUCAGGUUGUACGACGCGGAACCCGCCGUCGUCGAGGAUUUACCUGUCGAACCCGAGAAAGAAGAGCCGUUCCCAGAACUUACUGACGAGAUGCUUCAGGUUGUUAACAAUGCAUUACGGUCCCAGCCAGCUGACGAAGUGCUGGUGGAGGGGUAUAAAUUACAGAUACGCCGACGUGACAUGGAGUCACUGGCCGGACUUAAUUGGCUAAACGAUGAGAUCAUAAACUUCUAUAUGAAUCAGUUGGUGGAGCGAGGGGAGGCGGACGGUAAACCCAAGGUGUACGCGUUCAACACCUUCUUCUAUCCCAAGGUCAUGAGUCAAGGUCACGACUCGGUCAGGCGGUGGACCAGGAGAGUGGACAUCUUCUCUAAGGACUACAUCCUAAUCCCCGUACAUCUGGGCAUGCACUGGUGUCUAGCGGUGAUUGACUUCAAAAAGAAGAUGAUCCGCUACUUUGACUCCAUGGGCGGAAAUAACAUGGGCUGUUUAAACGCCCUCAAAGAGUAUCUUUGUGCUGAGAGUCUUGACAAAAAGAAACAGAAGUUUGAUCUGAGUGAAUGGAAAACGGAAAUAACGAAGGACAUUCCCCAGCAGAUGAAUGGAAGUGACUGUGGGAUGUUCACCUGUAAAUUUGCCGAAUACAUCACAAGGGAGGCAGACAUUAACUUUACACAGGAACACAUGCCAUACUUCAGGAAGAGAAUGGUGUACGAGAUAGUAAAGAAAAAAUUACUGCAGUGAUGUCAUUUCCAGUGCAAUAUUCAAAGAAUUUUGAUAAGAAAUUGAAACAUUUCUGUCAUUCACUUAACUACCAUUUCUUAUGGACGCCUCUUGGAAUUGAAAUUGCAGGAAGAAAUAUAAAAAAAUGUGAAUUUUCCUUUAAUACAAACAUCAAAGGAGGAAAAGACAGUAUUGUGGAAAUGGACUCAAAUUUCCUGCA